AUGACUGAAUUCCUGGUUUGUUUUAAUUGGUGCAAUGGUGAACAGCCCCAGCCGAAGAGGCGUCGGAGACUGGACCGGAAUAUGAUCGGAGAACCAAUGAACUUUGUACACACUGCGCACGUUGGGGCGAGAGAGAUGAGUGGCGACUACUCAUCAGCUGUAUCAAUUCAGGAGCACAUGAAGUCUAAAGGUGGCUACACAAAUGGCACUUCUGCAACUGUUGAGAUAUAGGAAACUGAGAGAAGGCUGAAAUCUGCUCUGUCUUAAGAGGACCACCUGGAGUGUGCUUUCAUAUUCUUUAAAACCUCUUUAUCAUGGAGUAGAGAGUACUUGAAUUUAUAAAUAGGUCAGUGCAAGCUUUGGUGUUUUUAUCACAAUAGCUUCUGAAGGAGUUGUUGUAAAUUAUCCUUAAAAUGUCCUCUCAUGGUAGUGCUGCAGUAGCAACUGUAAUUUGUCACUGUGGAUGACUUCCUAGCUGUGUCCCAAAAACCUCACAAAGUUGUCUUGUAGGAUGGCAACUGGAAGUCAGUAUGAAUUGUCUGGGGUUUUGGUCUCUGUCUUUAUCUCACCUCAAGACAUGCAGAGGUUGAUUUAACUGGAAGAUACCACACGUUUGCACUUCUUA
This is a messenger RNA of Antrostomus carolinensis (chuck-will's-widow), 625 nucleotides long. Its product is annotated as CDC42 small effector protein 2-B-like. The record is from RefSeq and is a predicted model, not a curated record. Lineage: Eukaryota; Metazoa; Chordata; Aves; Caprimulgiformes; Caprimulgidae. Gene Ontology annotation, molecular function: small GTPase binding. Gene Ontology annotation, biological process: regulation of Rho protein signal transduction. The transcript has 3 exons. Bases 1 to 231 code for a protein of 76 amino acids. Gene Ontology annotation, cellular component: plasma membrane.